AUGGACGGAGCCCAACUCCGUGAUGAGGCCGCUCAAGAUCGAGUGCGAGCCGCCACCGAAUUUCUUGAUCCGACUGAUACUCGAGAGCGGAGCUACCGAGCAGAUAUUGUACUGAUGCUGAACCGGAAAUUACGGCGGUUGAUUGUCAGCAUCGAUGAAAUUCGAGCGCAUAACCGUGAAAUGGCGGAAGGCCUUCUUACAUCCCCAUUUGACUGGUCGGACGCAUUCGACAGAGCCCUCAAGCAUAUUAUUGGGACGCUAGGCCGCCCGGCGAGUGAAACUGCAGACGAUGUAAACUAUUACUGUGCUUACAUCGGAGCUUUCGGAGAAUUCUCAUGUAACCCAAGAACACUCGGAUCCUCACACCUGAAUCGGAUGGUUUCCCUGGAAGGCAUUGUCACGAAAUGUUCCUUGGUCCGGCCGAAAAUCAUCCAAAGUGUGCAUUACAAUGAGAGUAAAGAUAGAUUUGUUGCGAGGAGAUACAGGGAUCAGACCAUGACAGCCAGCGGCGUAACAAAUAUGAACGUUUAUCCACAGGAGGAUGAUGAGAAGAAUCCGCUUAUUACUGAAUACGGAUAUUCUACAUAUAUGGACCAUCAAACUAUAUCCAUCCAAGAAAUGCCCGAACGUGCCCCAGCUGGCCAGCUUCCCCGAAGCGUCGACGUCAUCGUGGACGACGAUUUGGUUGAUCGAGCGAAGCCCGGAGACAGAAUUCAGCUGGUGGGAAUCUACCGUUCUUUAGGAAACCGAAACGCGAGUUCCGGGUCUUCUACCUUCCGCACGCUCGUCAUGGCAAACAACAUCAUUCAGCUAUCUUCAAAAUCCGGUGGAGGGAUUGCGCAGGCAACUAUCACGGACACUGAUAUUCGGAACAUCAACAAGAUCUCCAAGAAGAAACACGUUUUCGAAUUGCUGUCCAACUCUCUCGCCCCUAGCAUUUAUGGUCACGAUUAUAUCAAAAAGGCUAUUUUGCUCAUGCUUUUGGGCGGCAUGGAAAAGAAUCUUGAUAACGGCACACACUUGCGUGGUGACAUCAACAUUCUCAUGGUUGGAGACCCUUCAACCGCGAAAUCUCAAAUGCUCCGAUUUGUUCUAAACACUGCCCCUCUCGCGAUAGCUACGACUGGUCGCGGUUCUUCUGGUGUUGGUCUCACUGCUGCCGUCACCUCAGACAAGGAGACAGGAGAGCGAAGGCUUGAGGCCGGUGCCAUGGUGCUGGGUGAUAGGGGCGUGGUCUGCAUUGAUGAGUUCGAUAAGAUGAGUGAUGUUGACCGUGUGGCUAUUCACGAAGUCAUGGAGCAACAAACGGUCACCAUUGCCAAAGCAGGUAUCCACACCAGCCUGAACGCUCGCUGCAGUGUUCUGGCUGCUGCGAACCCUAUUUAUGGCCAGUAUGACCCUCACAAAGACCCCCACAAGAACAUUGCUUUGCCCGAUUCCCUUUUGUCACGUUUCGAUUUGUUGUUCGUCGUGACAGAUGACAUCGAAGAUGCUAGAGACAGAAUGGUUUCAGAGCACGUUUUACGUAUGCACCGAUAUCGCCAGCCGGGCACCGAGGAAGGCGCUCCCGUGCGGGAGCAGCUCAAUCAGACCCUAGGUGUUGGUAUCGAUGACGCCGAGGACACAAACCAGCCCACUGAAGUCUACGAGAAGUUCAACUCCAUGCUGCAUGUUGGAAUCGCCAUGGCAAACCGAGGCCGGAAGAAGGACGUUGAGAUCCUGAGCAUCCCGUUUAUCAAGAAAUACAUUCAAUACGCGAAGUCAAGAGUCAAGCCAUUCCUAACGAAAGGUGCUGCUGAUCACAUCGUUGAAACCUAUUCUGCGCUGAGAAACGACGAGCUGUCGGCAAACCAGCGACGAACAUCGCCAAUUACUGCCCGUACCCUAGAAACCCUAAUCCGUCUGUCAACCGCGCAUGCGAAAUCACGUCUUUCUAGCCGGGUUGAGGAGAAAGAUGCCAGGAUAGCAGAAUCUAUCCUGCGAUUUGCUAUGUUUAAAGAAAUCGUCGAAGAUGGACGCCGUAAGAGAAGAAAGGUCACCACCUUCGAUGAGGACUCCGAAACGAGUGAUUCUGACUCGGAUGAUGAUGAUGAUGACCGUACACCUACAAACACUUCAUCCGCAACCCCUCGCUCUACCAGGAGAAACUUGCGAGCACGCGCAGCACAGGCUCGCGCAGAGGAAAAUGAUGACGUCGAAAUGGGUGCAGAAGGUGAUGAUGUUUCCGUCGACGGCGACGGCCUGUACAACUCAAGCCCUCGCGGACAGCGGAUACAAUCGAGCCAGUCUCGCAUGUCCGUUGCAUCGUCCCGGCCCGCCUCUCAGCUUGUCGAAUCCCAAACCGACACCUCACAAUCACAGAAUACAUCUAGCGCCUCUGCGCCGUCCCAGGCUAUUCAACCUGCGCGUUUGACAGUCUUCCGUCAAGCACUCGGUCCCUUGAUGGGAACCAAGCUCUUUACAUCGGGAGACACAGCUGACGUCGAGGAGCUCAUUGGCGCCGUCAACACAGCAGUGCGCACGUCGCGCUCUCUAGGCGAAUCACAAGUCUUCCAACGGCCAGAGGCAAUCCAGGCUUUGACAGCUAUGAAUGAGAGAAACGAAUUGAUGUACCUUGAAGACGAUGAGACCGUGUACCGGAUUUAG
This is a messenger RNA of Aspergillus puulaauensis, 2646 nucleotides long. It is a transcript of the gene MCM3, whose product is annotated as MCM DNA helicase complex subunit MCM3. Gene Ontology annotation, molecular function: single-stranded DNA helicase activity; single-stranded DNA binding; ATP binding. The transcript has 8 exons. The coding region runs from base 1 to 2646 and encodes 881 amino acids. The record is from RefSeq and is a predicted model, not a curated record. NCBI's taxonomy places the organism in Eukaryota, Fungi, Ascomycota, Eurotiomycetes, Eurotiales, Aspergillaceae. Gene Ontology annotation, cellular component: MCM complex; nucleus. Gene Ontology annotation, biological process: mitotic DNA replication initiation; DNA strand elongation involved in DNA replication; DNA replication.